AUGGCAGCAGAAUCUCUGCGUGAGACGAAAUCAGCUGAACCUUGUGAUGUACCUGAAGUUGUAUUUACUAUUCUGCAUUUUAAUGACGUUUACGAGAUAAAGGCAAGGCCUGAAGAACCAGUGGGCGGCGCAGCAAGAUUUGCCACAGCCUUGAAACAAUUCCAACACCUGAAUCCUCUGAUAGUCUUCAGUGGGGACUGUUUGAACCCUUCAUUAUUAAGCACAAUUACAAAGGGGAAGCACAUGGUGGAAAUACUAAACAAACUCGGUGUGCAUUGUGCUGUAUACGGUAAUCAUGAGUUUGACUUCGGCGUCGACCACCUGGAAGAGAUGACCUCGCAAAUGGACUUCCCAUGGCUGCUCAGCAAUGUCUACGACAGGUUCACGUCAGAGACGCUGGGCCAUGGUGUGGUCAGCAGCCUCAUCGUCUGGAAUGGCCUGAAGGUGGGCCUCAUGGGGCUGGUGGAGGAGGAGUGGCUGGACACCCUGGGGACUGUGGACAAGGUCAACCUGCACUAUGUGGAUUACGCAUCCACUGCUACCGCACUGGCCCAGGACCUGCGGGAGAAUGGCGCGGAGAUUGUCAUCGCUCUGACGCAUAUGAGGUGGCACAACGACAUCAGGCUGGCGUCCAAGUCCAGCGGCAUCGACCUCAUACUUGGGGGUCACGACCACGAGUACGGCAUCUCAGAGGUCAACGGUAUCCCGAUAGUAAAAAGCGGGUGCGAGUUCAGAUACCUGUCGAAAAUUAAUGUGAUGAGGGGCCACGACAGCACUUUUAAGUACAGUGUGGACAAAAUAGCCAUAGAGAGAGACCUGGAGGAGGACGACUCCAUACAACAGAUAGUGAAUGAAUAUAACAAUAAUGUGCAGCACAUGCUUGAUGAGGUGCUCUGUCAGACGGAAGUGGAUUUAGAUGGGCGCUGUUGUAUGGUGCGGAGAUCAGAGUGCAGCCUGGGAAAUCUCAUCACCAACGCCAUGCUUGAAGCUACACAUGCUGACGUGGCAUUGUUGAACUCAGGUACUUUGCGUUCAGAUCGUAUCCACCCAGCUGGCCUUCUGACGAUGCAUGACCUCCUGCAGAUCCUGCCCAUGCAGGACCCAGUGCUGGUGGUGGAGGCCACAGGCCAGCAGCUGUACGAAGGCCUGGAAAAUGGCGUCAGAAAUUACCCAGCCUUGGAUGGAAGAUUCCCCCAGGUUGCCGGGAUACAGUUUGGCUUUGACCCCAGCGCAGAGCCAGGACACAGGGUUGUCGAGGAGACGAUAAAGAUUCAAGGCCAAAGACUGGAAAAAGACAAAAAGUACUUGGUGGCUAUGAAGGAAUACUUAACAAAGGGUAAAGACGGCUAUGUGAUGUUUGCGGACUGCCACCGGACGUUCGACAUUGAGAACGCGCAGACGCUGUCAACCAUUGUGAUAAACCAUUUUGAAUCGGGGAAGAUCAUCCGGGGCCUGAAGCCCUGCAGGUCCGGCCACAGAAUGAGCCUCAUUAAGGUUUCGGGCAGCCCCUCGGUCUCUGCCAUAGAGAGGAACUCCAGUGAGGACGGAGAGGUCGUGAUGACAGUGCCGGGGGUCGAGGGGAGAAUAUUCCAUGUCACCUGCGACAGACAAAUGGAAGCAGAGAGCUAG
Messenger RNA from Megalops cyprinoides (Indo-Pacific tarpon), 1629 nucleotides. Its product is annotated as snake venom 5'-nucleotidase-like. The record is from RefSeq and is a predicted model, not a curated record. Lineage: Eukaryota; Metazoa; Chordata; Actinopteri; Elopiformes; Megalopidae. Bases 1 to 1629 code for a protein of 542 amino acids. The transcript has 8 exons. Gene Ontology annotation, biological process: nucleotide catabolic process. Gene Ontology annotation, molecular function: hydrolase activity.